AUGUACUCAACAUGCUUUCCUUUCUUUGGUAUCUCCCGCUACAGGUUAAUUGCUCAGUACGUCUACCCCCAUCAUUACUACGUACCGGCAGCAGCAGGACCUACCUACCAACACCAGCAAACUGGACAGGGCGGCUACGUGGACUACUCGAGCGCCUACGCGGCGUACCACCAACACCAAAACGCAGCCAACAUCGACCAGUACACGUACGCGACCAGUCCGGCAGCCUACGUACCCACGUCACCCACCAAUGCCACCUUCCAGUACCAAGUGCCCCAGACAGGCCAGCCGGCCCUUCAACAACAGGCUGCACUGCCCGUCAGCACGUCCAAUAUCUACCAAGCCCAGUUCCCAGCGGCGCAAACUGCCCAGCAAGUCUGUGAGCGGAUGUAA
Messenger RNA from Asterias rubens (European starfish), 393 nucleotides. Its product is annotated as RNA-binding protein 24-A-like. The record is from RefSeq and is a predicted model, not a curated record. NCBI's taxonomy places the organism in Eukaryota, Metazoa, Echinodermata, Asteroidea, Forcipulatida, Asteriidae. The transcript has a single exon. Bases 1 to 393 code for a protein of 130 amino acids.